AUGUCAGGCACCAUCUUCGGCAGCCUAAUCUCCGAGAGCAUCGAGCUCAUUCAUACCAUUCGCAAGGCCCUCGAUCGCGUGAAAAUGGCCAAAAAGACAUGUCUCGACAUUCAGACGCAAAUCGACUCCACCUCGGCAACGCUUGAUGCCAUCAACAGGGAGCCCAUACUUCAGGUGGACAAGAUCAAGCAGCCAAUGGAGAACAUUCUGAUUAUCGAAAAAGAACUUCAGGCCGCCCUAGAUGAGAGGGAGGAAGACGCCAAGAGGCACAAGAUUCAGCAGUUUGGCAAGUCCCUGAUCAGCGGAGAUGAGAUGGACAAACAGGUCAAUGAUAUUCUCAAUCGUCUUGCCCACGCGAGGGGCGAGCUGCACGCCUGUAUCACCACCAUUCACAUCGGGCUCACUGAUAGUCUCGACAGUGGUUUCCGCGUGGCUCGAAGUGAUUUGCAGCGGAUCAAUGACACUGUCCGGGAGCUCUGCGGGCAGCAACUCGUACUUGCCGAGCGGCUCGAGCCCAGAGAGCAGAAUCUCACACAAGAUGAUGAAACAGGGCAAUCCCUACUAGCUUCCCUGGUACGGCGGUUGGCGGGCCAGGAUUCGGCGGGCGGCACGCACAUAGAAGGGUCGAACAGACUGGACUGGCACAAGAAUAAGGCGGGGAAGGACGCCAGUAUGCUGGUCGGAAAUUCCGGUUAUGAAAUCGCGGAACACAAGAACCUCGGGCCCGUCAGGGCGAAUAUGAGGGACAAUACGUUUGGAAAGGGACUGCGACUUCACGUCGGUCAUAUCAAGAGUGGUCCGGAUUUCUUUAAGCGCAGAUAA
This is a messenger RNA of Clonostachys byssicola, 822 nucleotides long. Lineage: Eukaryota; Fungi; Ascomycota; Sordariomycetes; Hypocreales; Bionectriaceae. The record is from the annotation of a GenBank genome assembly.